Miscanthus lutarioriparius is the source of this 2517-nucleotide messenger RNA. The record is from the annotation of a GenBank genome assembly. Lineage: Eukaryota; Viridiplantae; Streptophyta; Magnoliopsida; Poales; Poaceae.
AUGGUGGAAGGGAUGGUAGUCGCCGUGCCGAAUGGGGUGAAGGCGGAUGGCGCCCUCGCCGCCGCCGCCGCCAAGGCAGAUUCUCCUAAAUCCGUUCUGGAGGACGAGAAAAUUUCGGAGUCGAAGAAUGGGAACGCCUCCUUUGCCACAGAGACAGUUAAGCAGGAGAAAGACGAUGAGAGCUCUGACGAUUUUGUGGAUGCAAGUUCGUCCCUGCCUGUUCACCAUGAAAUCGACAGUGCUGGUGUGCCCCCUGUUGUUAAGGCAGUCAAGGACGAAGAGCAGCUUCUGGAGCCCGUCAAGCAGGAUAAAGUUGAUGGUUUCCUGGAUGCAAGUUUAUCUAUACCUAUUGACCUUGAGGCCAAGAAUGGUGAUGUAUCCCUGAUCACAGAAGCAAUGAAAAAGGAAGAAGAGCAGCUUGAGGAGGCGCGGAUUAAAGCAGAGGAAGAAGAGGAAGCCAGGAAGAGGGAAGAAGCUGCAAAAAUUGCUUUUGAUCCUAAGGCGCGGUAUAGCAAAUUAGAUGAGCUGCUGACGAAGACACAGCUAUAUUCAGAGUUCCUGCUUGAGAAAAUGGAUAAAAUUGCUGAUGAAGUCGAACCUCAAGGUGAAGAGUCACCAGUAGAGGAGAAGAAGAAAGGACGUGGCCGAAAGAGGAAAGCUAAGGCCACACCACAAUACAAUGAUAAAAAGGCUAAGACAGCAGUGGCAGCCAUGCUUACAAGAUCCCGUGAAGAUCGCCUUGCUGAUGAUUCUACACUCUCGGAAGAAGAAAGGUGUAAAAAAGAGCAAGCCAAUCUUGUGCCUUUAAUGACUGGUGGGAAGUUGAAGUCAUACCAGAUCAAGGGUGUGAAGUGGCUAAUUUCGUUGUGGCAGAAUGGGCUAAAUGGGAUACUUGCUGACCAAAUGGGCCUUGGGAAAACAAUCCAGACAAUCGGAUUUCUUGCUCACCUGAAGGGGAAAGGCAUGCAUGGUCCAUACUUGAUAAUUGCUCCUCUUUCCACUCUCUCAAAUUGGGUGAAUGAGAUCUCGAGGUUUGUUCCAUCUGUUACUAGUAUCAUUUAUCAUGGAGAUAAAGUGGCCCGGGCAGAGAUAAGAAGAAAAUUCAUGCCUAAAACUGCUGGUCCUGAUUUUCCUAUAAUAGUGACUUCAUUUGAGGUUGCCAUGUUAGAUGCAAGGUUUCUUGCUCACUAUCAGUGGAAGUACGUCGUUGUGGAUGAGGGGCAUCGGUUGAAAAAUUCUAAGUGUAAACUAUUUAGGGAGAUGAAGCGCAUACCAAUGGCUAACAAGCUCCUUUUGACUGGGACACCCCUUCAGAACAAUCUGGCAGAGCUGUGGUCACUAUUGAACUUCAUUUUGCCUGAUAUAUUCUCAUCGCACCAGGAAUUUGAAUCAUGGUUUGAUUUUUCUGUGAAAGGAAGUGAAGAACCAGAAGAAACUGAAGAAAAAAGAAGGGUCCAUGUUGUUUCAAAGCUUCAUGCCAUUUUGCGUCCAUUCCUUCUGAGACGGAUGAAGGAGGAUGUAGAACAGAUGCUUCCACGGAAGAAAGAGAUAAUCAUUUAUGCUAACAUGACUGAGGUUCAGAAGCGAAUCCAGGAUCAUUUAGUUGAGAAAAGCUUUGAUGUCUACUUGAAUGAAGAAUCAGAUAUUGUGCUGCGGAAACCUGGCAUCAAGGCAAAGCUAAAUAGUCUCUGUAUUCAAUUGAGGAAGAACUGUGCCCAUCCUGAUCUUUUGGAAGCUGCAUUUGGAACAACAAGCCUGUAUCCACCUGUUAAUAAGCUUUUAGAGCAAUGUGGCAAAUUUCAGCUUCUGGACAGGCUACUAACUUCCCUUCUUGCACUCAAGCACAAGGUUCUAAUAUUCUCACAAUGGACAAAAGUUUUGGACAUUCUUGAGUAUUACCUAGGUUCAAAAGGCCUCGGGGUUUGCAGAAUUGAUGGUAGUGUUAAUUUGGAAGAGAGGCGGCGGCAGAUAGCAGAGUUUAAUGAUUUGAAUAGCAGUCUGAAUGUCUUCAUUCUGAGCACGCGGGCUGGUGGGCUUGGUAUCAACCUUACUUCUGCUGAUACAUGUAUCCUAUAUGACAGUGACUGGAAUCCUCAGAUGGAUCUGCAGGCCAUGGAUCGAUGCCACCGGAUUGGUCAAACACGCCCAGUGCAUGUAUAUAGGCUGGCAACCUCACAUUCUGUUGAGGAACGUAUCAUCAAGAGAGCUUUUGGGAAGUUAAAGCUAGAGCAUGUGGUGAUAGGGAAGGGACAGUUUGAACAAGAAAGAGCAAAGCCUAACGUCUUCGCGGAGGGGGAGCUGCUGGCGCUGCUUAGGGACGAGCAGGACGAGGAAGACCGGAUGAUCCAGACCGACAUCAGCGACGAAGACCUCUUGAAGCUGAUGGACCGGAGCGACCUGUCCGGACCACCUGGUGCUGCCGAUGCCACACCACUGAUCCCGCUGAAAGGUCCUGGCUGGGAGGUCGUGGUGCCAACCAAGAGCAGUGGCGGUAUGCUCUCGUCGCUCACGAGCUGA